AUGGGUGACUCCGUCAACAUUCAGAACCUGCUCCAAGCGGGGUACUUCAAAACCUCCCGCAACAGAAGCAAAUCCCCUGGUUACGACCACCUGGACCAGGAUGAAGAGCCUCGCCGUGUAGGACGGUCACGCGAUGACUACGACUAUGAAAAGCGACAUGAUCGACCACGACUGAGCCCCUCACCUAUCCGUCUACCGCCGCCGCCUGCGCAUGCCCGUGCCGCCUUUCGAAGCAGGUCUGGUCCUCCUAGGCCUGCCGUUGACGAUGAGGAUAGCAUCCUCAAGAAGGAACAUGGCUACAGAAAGACUCCUCCUCCUGAAGAGGAGGCGGCCUCCAGGGGUGAUGCCGAUCAAGAACAUGUUAUUAUGGAGGUCCAUGAGUUUAACCCCGAGCGGCGGUUCGUUAUCCUCGACGACGAUGAACCGGCGACCUCUACGAUCGGCGGCAAGCCAAACUCUUCCGAACAAAAUGCUGAGUCCAGGCCCAAAUCCAACGAAAACUUGAAGCCAGAAGCCUGUCCAGAUGGGUCAAGCAAGUAUCACCGACGCGCUCCAAGCGCUGGCCUCUCGCCCACGCCACCGACAGGCCGACGGCGAAGUAGACAGGAUUUACCUGUGCUGGAGACAGAGUUCGUGUGGGAAAACCGUCAGCGAGAUCAAGCACUCUGCCUCCAGAGAGAAUACCACCACGGACAAGAAUCUCAGAAUUUUGUACAGUCCCCUCUUCCAUAUCCCGAGGAAGAUGUUUUCCAUGUCGACCCUCUUUCUGUGCCGCGCGAUGCAAAGCGCUCCGCCAAUGGCUUCGUUCCGACAGUUUCCAUGCCUACGCUACCGCCCGAGCCGACAGCUGGAGCUACGCCAAGACAGAAGUCCGGAGAUGCAGAUGCACCUCGGCCUGUUUCCCCAGCACCCGAGGCUAAAGAAUGGAAACCAGCCAGCUUUGACCCAGCGAAGGAUGGUGUAAAGCCUGAGCGGCCUGUCGGGACAUAUCGAAGAUACUCGGAGAACAAAAAUGCACCGGCAUCGGAUCAACUUCCCAAUUGCCCUCGGAUAAACCCAGUUGUCGGAAAAGUUGACUGGCUCACGCUCCCAAGGACUGAUUUCAACAUUUGCCCCGAGUGCUACGGUCAAGUGUUUUCCAAUUCGGACUAUCGAACCGAUUUCCAUCCCGUCUUGCGUCCGACCGUUGACGCCAUUGCUUGUGACUUCGGGUCGUCGCCGUGGUAUAGAAUUGCAUGGCUUCUUAUUCUGAAAAACAAGGAUCCAGAUCUACGUGUCUUUCACGACAUUGCCGCUAUUUCCACGGCGGCGCGCGGCUACCGCUGUCCUGGAGAUCGCAAGACGACCAGAGACUGGUAUACAAUCAGAGAUCCCUACACCAAGCGCCCAGUUCCAGAAUUUACCGUUUGCUACCAGUGUGCCAAGACUGUCGAGGCGCUCUUACCCAACCUGAGUGGCAUUUUCGUCCCUCUGGACUUGAGGUCAAGCCUUGUGCGCAGCACCUGCGCACUGCACUUUGCACCUGAUCGGACAGAUUUUGUUUUGUAUUUUGAUUCGUUCGAGACUACCGCGGACAAGGCACACAGUUCGAAAAAGAGUCCCGAUCUGGGCUAUUUGGCGCAGAAGCUGGAGCGAUUGUCGGUCCACAAUGCUUGCCGGGAAGACAAGCCCAUCACAGACGGAUACUGGCACUGCAUGCAGUACUUGCCCCAGUUUACAGUUUGCGCAGACUGUUUCGAAGACGUUGUGCAGCCACGCCUCUCAGAAGACAAUGUCAUUGCGCGCAACUUUUACAUUAAGCCGCAAAAGAUUCAGCUUGCGACCUGCCAGCUGUAUUCACCGCGCAUGCGCGAUGUUUUCAAGCGAGCCUGUCGGCGGGAUGACCCCAAGUAUCUGGAAGGCAAGGUCAGAGAGAGGUUGGAUAUUGAGUCGAGCAUUAAGAGUAAGCUGGCGAAGCUUGAUAGGGACGGGAAGAGGGAUCCACGAACAGAAAAGCAGAUUGACGACUUGAUUGAGGAGUGGAAAGAAUGGGAAUAA
This is a messenger RNA of Akanthomyces muscarius, 2037 nucleotides long. RefSeq lists its product as uncharacterized. The transcript is spliced from 3 exons. The coding region runs from base 1 to 2037 and encodes 678 amino acids. NCBI's taxonomy places the organism in Eukaryota, Fungi, Ascomycota, Sordariomycetes, Hypocreales, Cordycipitaceae. The record is from RefSeq and is a predicted model, not a curated record.